AUGAAAACAUAUCGAAACCCCAAAGUUUCCUAUUUGGUACCAACCCAAUCGUCAAAGUAUUGUAAGAUUGCACAUUUGAUCUCACAAAUUUUAGAUGCAGUAGACGGUCAGGCUGCUAGAUCUUUGCAGCAAACUAGUAGGUUCGUUGCUGUACUGGAUAUGCUCAUUGAUCGUAUGACGGAGAGUAGGCUUUCCUUAUGGGAUGAGAAGAUGGGUUUAUGUCCCAUCUUCUAUGCACUUGUUGAUAGAGAAUACGUGUGA
Molecule: messenger RNA, 261 nt
Organism: Melampsora larici-populina 98AG31
Lineage: Eukaryota; Fungi; Basidiomycota; Pucciniomycetes; Pucciniales; Melampsoraceae
Exons: 4
Coding region: 1-261 (86 amino acids)
Biological process (GO): phospholipid biosynthetic process
Cellular component (GO): membrane
Molecular function (GO): phosphotransferase activity, for other substituted phosphate groups
Source: RefSeq, a predicted model, not a curated record